Messenger RNA from Gymnodraco acuticeps, 1208 nucleotides. RefSeq lists its product as uncharacterized. The record is from RefSeq and is a predicted model, not a curated record. The coding region runs from base 1 to 1167 and encodes 388 amino acids. The transcript is spliced from 8 exons. NCBI's taxonomy places the organism in Eukaryota, Metazoa, Chordata, Actinopteri, Perciformes, Bathydraconidae.
AUGGAAAUAUCCGGAUUUGAUCCAGAGGAUCUGACCGUGGAUGUUGGGGACUGGUUCAAAGGAAGCACCAACCUUAAAGGUUACCUGGCAGAAUUUUGUGAAUUCCAUGAGAGCGAGUACAUGGAAAUGCUGCUCCACAUUUCAGUGCGAUGGUUAAGCCUGGAGAGGUGCAUCACACGAAUUCUGCGACAGUAUGGGCCACUUACCAGCUAUUUUAAGUCUUUAAAUGAGAAACAACCAAGAUUUAGAAGGCUGGUGAAUGCAUUUUCCAACCCCCUGACUGAAGUCUACCUACUCUUCUAUCAAGCGACGCUGCCAGUGUUCACCCUACUGAACCUCCUCCUCCAGAGAGAAAGGUCUUCCAUCUUUCAGCUCCACGGAGAGAUGACAAAGUUCAUCAAGAAACUGUGUGCGAGGUUCAUGAAGCCGUCAGCACUACAGGGCCGACAAGUCCAUGACAUCCUCUACAAGGACCCACUAAACCAACUGUCAGGAGAAAAUCUAAAUGUUGGCUUCACCACCAGAGCUACCCUCAAUAGGCUCCUUGAGGCUGGAGACAUCACACCUCAGGAGGUGCAGCUAUUCCAACAGGCAGCACUGGCAUUUCUGGUCAGGGCUGUGGAGUAUGGCAUCAAUAAACUCCCUCUGAAGGAGGCUCUUCUGAGGCAUACAAGAUUUGUGGAUGUGCAGCAGAGGACUGAGUGUGGGGUGGAAGAUGCCCUAUACUUUAUAGACAGAUUUCAGGAACUACUACCUUUCCAUGGGCCGGAGGAACAGGACAAGGUGUGUGAGGAGUUCCUGGAAUAUCAGCUGAUAGAUAUCCCCAUGCCCCAAGAUCCCACCACCUUUAAUGUUGAGGAGUUUUGGGGGAGUAUGUCCUCAAUCAAGUGCAAGGUGACCGGUUUGAGCCAGUUUGGGAGGCUCACUAAAAUAGCUCAACUUGUUCUAGUGCUCCCUCACUCUAAUGCCGACGCGGAGAGGGUUUUCUCGAUGGUUGGACUGAACAAGACAAAAACUAGGAAAAGCUUGGCCCUAGAUGGAACACUGUCCUCCAUCAUGACAGUGAAGAUGGCAGGCCUGGAACCAAACUGUUUCAGAUGGGAGCCACCAACCCCAGUGCUGAAGGCCUCAAAAACUGCCACCAACACCUACAACAAAAAACACUGACACACACACACACACACACACACACACACACACACACACAC